UCCUUGUACAGCAGUGAAUAUUGUGAAAGAGACAGUUGUUCGGCAUUUCAUAUUGAGCUACCAAGUAAUGCCUCAGGCGUCGACUCCCUGGUUGCAAGGGAAACGAACCACGGAACGAGGCAAGUGUUCACCUCAUCCAUCGCACUUCGAGCGCAUUCUUCUGAACACGAUGGGUCCUUCCAGGGGAAUUCAUAGCGAGGCGACCAGCGAUGUUACCCUGUACAUUGAAAUGCCGCAACGUCCGUGGACGCCUGCAAGUGUAUUCACCCGAAAGCCCCUCCGACGACACCGCGAACCUGCUGAGGCAGGUGUUCAAGUAUCUGCCGUCAGAUGGCCGGAGACAUCUAGCGGAUGACAUUCUGCAGUGUGCCUCUGACAGCCAGGUCCGCCAGCUGGCGGAGAGCGUCGUUACUGGCCUCCUCACCCCGCUGAAGGCCGCUGGCCUCAAAACAGCAUCCGUCACGCCUUCCCCUCGAAUUGGGCUGGAGGACUCGAUCGAAAAUCUUGGCGGCAUGGUCGAGGAGCCUAUGACUCGGAAGCAGCAGGAACUCCGUGAUCGUUGUCUGCCCCGAGACGGGAAUCGAUGUGUCGUCUCCGGCGUCUUCGACUGGAACAACAGGGACAUUCCGGACGGCAAGCCACUGGGUUUCCUUGAAGCGGCACACAUUGUGCCCUUCAGCCUGGCCACCUUCCGGGAUCAUGUGGAGCGCGACUACAUUGUCUCUGUCUGGACCAACAUGUUUCGUUACUUCCCGAGCCUUCGGUCGAGGCUCGGGUUCGAAUACCGCAACAUAAACGAUCCCAGAAACGUCAUGAUGUUGGAGGCCGGCGUGCACUCGCAUUUUGGCCUGUUCAAACUCGCCUUAGAGCCCACAGAGACCCCGAACCAGUAUCAGAUCAAAACGUUUGGGCCCGUCAUGGCGUCUACCGACUUGAUACUGCCGCAGAGUCGGCUUGUUACCCUUGUGGCCCAUGACGGGCGGGAGGAGCUGCCUUCCCCGAUUCUUCUGCAGCUCCAUGCGGCGAUCGCAAGCAUUCUUCACGCCACAGGGCGCGGCGAGGCCAUCGAGAAGACCUUCAGAGACUACGGCAACAUCGAGGUACUUGCCCGUAGCGGCAGUACAGACAUCAGCCGCCUGCUCUCGGUGAGCAGUCUCCAGCCAGCAAUCGUCUCAUCUAAUGUUCGCCCUGCGCAGACCGAGACUACCACAGCUGAGGAUGAGCAGCAGCAGAUGAAGCACCCCGUGAAUGAAUAGUAGUGGAUGGGCGCAGGAACGCCGUCGGGAUAUCUUCCUUUCUUUAAUAGCGUAAGACCUUGCUACGAGACAUGAUAAUGAAAUAUAUGAUUACGACAGUGCUGUGUUCAUAGCCUAGGUUACUCUAUAUUCUAACAUACUAGAGACCUUCGAU
Penicilliopsis zonata CBS 506.65 is the source of this 1410-nucleotide messenger RNA. RefSeq lists its product as hypothetical. The transcript is spliced from 2 exons. NCBI's taxonomy places the organism in Eukaryota, Fungi, Ascomycota, Eurotiomycetes, Eurotiales, Aspergillaceae. The coding region runs from base 210 to 1256 and encodes 348 amino acids. The record is from RefSeq and is a predicted model, not a curated record.